This is a messenger RNA of Clupea harengus (Atlantic herring), 3288 nucleotides long. RefSeq names its product cAMP-dependent protein kinase type II-beta regulatory subunit-like. Lineage: Eukaryota; Metazoa; Chordata; Actinopteri; Clupeiformes; Clupeidae. The record is from RefSeq and is a predicted model, not a curated record. Gene Ontology annotation, cellular component: cAMP-dependent protein kinase complex; cytosol. Gene Ontology annotation, biological process: negative regulation of cAMP-dependent protein kinase activity. Gene Ontology annotation, molecular function: cAMP binding; cAMP-dependent protein kinase inhibitor activity; protein kinase A catalytic subunit binding.
CCUUCUGCACAACUUCAGCUGCCAAUUCUCACACACGCCAAACUGAUUGGUAACCGCGUGGUCUGCAUUUGCAUAACGUUAAAGAAUCGUAAACUUAGGAAGGGAGGCGGAGACGUUUCGUUGCUCGACAGACGGGCUAUCGUCUCCAUUCAUUCCCAAUGAGAGCGGGACGAUUAACGCCCUAAUGGAAACGAAGCUUAAGUCACCAUGUGUACAUGCGAAAACAGAGCUUUUUAAAAACACCAUCACACGGCCCCAACUUUAUCCAAUCAUAUUACACUUUCAGCAAAAGUUGAGCUGCGCCCAUCAAAGCCUCCACCACAUCCUCAGUGGCAAUGAAUAGACAUCGAGGUUGUUAAUUAGUUGUCAAAUAGCUAGCUAGCCAGCAACCAGGCAGUAAGUAGGCUACGCAUAGCCAAAGUCCUUAUAAUGUCUCUGACACAGCUAGCUGCAUAGGCUGAAAUGAAAUUACUUUUCUCCAAAACACAUCACUGACAAAAAUUACAGACUUGUGCUCAAAUUGAUCAAAAUCACGUGCAGUGCACUAUUGUUACAUAAUUAGAUUCCAUACCAAUAGUUUGAAUAUUAUCGGUCCACAGUAGACAUUUUUUUGUUAACUAGCUAUGUCUAGGUGGCUGACUAGCUAAUACAAUAACAAGUUAUCUAGCCUAAAGCCUGAGCUAUGUGUAUACACUUCUUCAAUCAAGACAACGACAAGAGGCAACAUACUGGCAACUAGCACACUAUCAACAUAGUUUAAAUAUGAAAAAAUGUGCUUUUCACCGCCGCCAUUUUUUACGCUACAGUGGUUGGCCAAGAGCAAAACCGCCCUAAUUUUCUCCAGAACCGUGAAGUGUGUACUCAGCAUAGAGGCACGUGGGUGAUAACGUUUCGGGUAGAUUAAAGCAACUGUCACUUUCCCCCUAUGGUCUACGCUUUCUCUCAGAGUUCAGAGUUGUCAUGGUUACAAGAAUCAUCUAACUUGCUAGCCAGCUUUCAUUAGUUUUGUGUUCAGUGAAGGGUGUGAAAGUCUUGAAGUAAACCAUAGGUAGAUAAUCGAAAACCGUUUAUAAACGUUGUUUAAAGAAAUAGUCUUUUCUGUUAUAACUCACAGUUACAGUUUAAAUGACUGUACUCAGCAAGUGAACACUGUACAUUUUGGCUUGAUUGGUAGCUAUCUAUCGCUAAAUAAACAGAGAUUACCGUUAACGAGCUAAUUUAGCCAACGCUUGCAUAGGUACAGAAGUACUUUUUUUCUUUAAGCGCCAGUUUCAGCUAUCCAGCUAACGUAGCUAGGUGACAUUAUCAAUUUAACUUCACAAUGAAUAGACAUAUUCCGAUCCCAGAGGGACUAAAGGAGUUAUUGCAGGGUUUCACCGUUGAAGUGCUCCGAAAUCAGCCAAGGGAUAUAUGCGACUUCGCCUUGCAGUACUUUGCAGAACAGAAAAUGCAAAGAAAAGAGAAGGGGCAACUUCUGAAGUCCACUCAGGAAGCUAUGCAGAGCGACUCUGAAGACGACGACGAGGAGUUUGUCGCCCCAAUGAUCAACAGAUUCGCAAGACGCAAGUCAGUGUCUGCUGAGACAUAUGACCCUGACAAUGAAACAGAGGAAAACAGGGAGCCUCUGGUAAUUCAUCCCAAAACAGAUCAGCAGACGCAUAGACUGAAAGAGGCCUGCAAAGACAAUAUUCUCUUUAAAAGUUUGCAGCAGGACGAUUUCUCUAUGGUGCUAGACGCCAUGUUUGAAAGGCUUGUGGCUGCAGGGGAACAGAUUAUCGAGCAGCAUGACGAUGGGGAUAACUUCUAUGUAAUUGAGAGCGGAAUUUAUGAUGUAAAAAUAACGGAUAACGGAGUAACACGACUCAUUGCCACCUACGACAACCACGGGAGCUUCGGGGAGCUGGCCCUGAUGUACAACACGCCGCGAGCUACCACCAUCACUGCCAGAACUCUUGGAGCCCUGUGGUGCUUGGACAGGGCGACCUUCAGGCGGAUUAUUGUGAAAAACAAUGCCAAGAAAAGGAGUGCGUAUGACGAGUUCAUCCAGACAGUCCCUCUGCUCUCAAGCUUGGACGCAUAUGAGCGAAUGAAGGUGGUGGAUGUGCUGAGCACGCAAGAGUACACAGACGGGCAGCAAAUCAUUGCUGAGGGAGAGACUGCAAAAAGCUUCUACAUUGUUGAGUCUGGUCAGGUCAGGAUCUCAAUCGGGAGAUAUGCACCGGACUGUGAAAUUGAGGAGAUCGAGAUUGCCACAUGCACACGAGGACAGUACUUUGGGGAGCUGGCGCUAGUCACCAACAAACCAAGAGCGGCCUCAGCGUACGCUGUAGGGGACGUCAAGUGUUUAGUCAUGGACGUGUCGGCCUUCGAGAGGCUGCUGGGUCCGUGUAUGGAGAUCAUGAAGAGGAACAUCAGUAACUACCAGGCACAGAAGGCCAGCUGUUUGGUGGACGCCAGCAGCCCCAGCAGCACCUGAUCCGACACCAAUGUGGUGUAAGGGCGGUUCACUGGGGAACCUGGAAGUGAAAAAUUAAGUGGGUAUGCCCCAGAAACCUCACGCCUACAGCCAAAUGUCAGCAUUGUUUGUUUGCCUUCUCCAACAAUGCCUUUAUGUUCUGGGUUACAGUGUGGGAUGGAUGAAAGGUGAUUUGUUUUUUGCAGGAGCGGAGGCCAAAUGCCUGAGAUUGUUACGACCUUUCCCCUUGUUGAAAGAGCAGAAACCAUACAGUCAUGUGACAUCCAUCAGGAGACUGUUGGCUUCAAUACUGGCAAACACUUGGUAUAUUAAUGUUGAGUCUUACUGUUUUGGAUAGAAUUAUCUUAGGAUAGGAUUUAGUGUUGUUUUAUUACUCGAUGCAUUGUUUAUAAAUACUAAAGUUAUCUAUGUGUCUUAAAUGAUAAACACGUUCAGGAUGCCUAUAUUUAGCAAAAUCAUCCUAUUGAUAGACAAGAUGAUUAGCUGUUUUUUUUUUUUAACAGUUCAGUUUGUCAUCCUUUAAAAAUGGUUAAAAACUGUAUGACUUAAGAAGUUGUUAUUUAAUAGACUUCUGUUAUUUAUUUUUUGUUUCAUUUUGCGCUUGCUUCAUAUUUUUCAAUGUUACAUUUUAUCUCAUAUAAAAGCAAUGCAGAAUUUAUCGUGGUAUACCGUACCACUUCAGAUUCAAAAUGCAUACAUACAUGUUUCGAAGGCAAAUAACGUGAUUUUGCAGAGUGUAAUGUUCCACAAACACUUUUUAAAUGUCUGUGUAUUUAAUCAAUAAUAAUAAUAAAAUUUGGUGAUCCCUUAAA